This is a messenger RNA of Fusarium poae, 720 nucleotides long. RefSeq lists its product as uncharacterized. Lineage: Eukaryota; Fungi; Ascomycota; Sordariomycetes; Hypocreales; Nectriaceae. The record is from RefSeq and is a predicted model, not a curated record. The coding region runs from base 1 to 720 and encodes 239 amino acids. The transcript is spliced from 6 exons.
AUGUACCCAUCAGACCACCAAGCCAGCCCAACACUGACAUCACCGUUUAUCAAUAUCGGAAGAGUGUAUAGGGGCCCCUUGCCCAGUCCGUUGGGAGCUGCAGGAGCGCAAAACCUCAUUGAACUCUUCGACGACGAACUGGCUAGACCUUACCAAGCUCGUCUAGACUCGAACACAUGCGCGUCCCCACCAGGAAUGCGUAUUCAUGUGAUCGAUGAGCCUCACUUGGGGACAUCUACUGAGCCGCCUACUGAAACUUUUGCUCCAGAUGUUAGCUCAGAUGGCGAUAAUAUCGGCCAGCUUAAUGGACAAGAGAUUGGCUUUGACGAUAACAUACUUCCCGGUUUUGCCAUUAAGACUAUCCAGCGUCUCGACAAAGGCCUACGUUCAAUAGCACGAGAUGCCGACAACGAUGGAGAUGAUGGUGAACAUGCUGUUGAUUCAGAGACAAAUACCGAUGAUAUAGGCAUCUACGUCUUCGUCGUUCGACCCUGGCGGAGAGUCCUUAGUCGUGACAGCGAAAGCAACAGCUACACUCUGUCGCCGGCAGACACACGGAACAGUCUAGCAGUAACUCUUCGCAGGCAUCUUCUUCGUCGCAACCACCUGGCCCUCCCAGCCCUCUCAGGCUUCUGGCAGUCAGGGUUUUGGCGAUUCAAGACGGUUCAGCUUACCUCUCGACUCUCUCGUCUCGCCUAUCACUUCACAUACAUGGGCUGA